Molecule: messenger RNA, 2346 nt
Organism: Momordica charantia (bitter melon)
Lineage: Eukaryota; Viridiplantae; Streptophyta; Magnoliopsida; Cucurbitales; Cucurbitaceae
Gene: SNX2A
Product: sorting nexin 2A
Molecular function (GO): phosphatidylinositol binding
Source: RefSeq, a predicted model, not a curated record
CAUACUAUUACGGUACUACCCCCGGUGGACGGAAAGGCUUCGAAACGGCACCGUUUGGGUUUGGAGGUUUCUGUGAAGGCCAUGGCCACGUGGUUGCGUUGCUCAGUCUUCGUCCUCAGCUGCCUCUCUCCGCCACGACGCAUGGUGGCGUCCUCCGCUACUGUCAUCGCCAUCGUCCUCUCCGCAUUCCUCUCAUCUUUUUUCACUUGUUCAUAUUGAAAACCCUACCAAGUUUCUUUGUCUUUGAUUUUGUUUUGUAGAUUGCUCGACCUGAUUAAGAAGUGGUAAUUCGAUUCCUGUGUUUCUCUGUUGUUGUUUCACUGGAUUUUGUUUUGUUUCGGGUGUAAGAUAAUCAGAUGAUGGACUCGGAGAACCAGGGCUUUGAAGAAGCCCAACUGUUUGCCGCAGCCGCUCCCGCUCAUGGGGAGAUGCAAAAUCUGGUUCUCAACGACCAGUUAAGCUCCAAAUCUUUCUCUAAUUAUCGCAGUGCCAUCUCCUCGCUCUCCGAAACCCACCACCCUCUGUCCCCGCCGGCUGUCCUUACACCGGCCGACUCCGAUCCCCUCCUCGCGCCCUCCGUGGAUCGAGAUCUCCGAAACCCUAAUGCGUCUGAUCAUUUUCUUUCCCAGCCGCUUCGUUUUUCUGAUGUGAAUUUUGGUCCCUUCGAUGGGAAUGAUGGCAAUGAUGUCAACGGUGUUGAAAGCCCCAGCAAGAGUUCGGAUAAUUCUGGGGGUUUAUCCAGAUCUUCGUCUUCGAACUCGGAGUAUAUAAAAAUUACAGUCUCGAAUCCCCAGAAGGAGCAAGAGGUUUCGAACUCGAUUGUGCCCGGUGGUAAUUCGUAUGUCACUUAUCUGAUCACUACCAGGACUAACUUAGCAGAAUUUGGGGGAUCAGAAUUCAGCGUACGAAGGAGGUUUAAGGAUGUGGUCACACUAUCAGAACGGCUGGCGGAGUCGUACAGAGGGUUCUUUAUACCCCCACGGCCGGAUAAGAGCGUUGUGGAAGGCCAGGUGAUGCAGAAACAGGAGUUUGUGGAGCAGAGGAGGGUGGCACUGGAGAAAUACUUGAGGAAACUAGCAGGGCAUCCAGUGAUUAGAAAGAGCGAUGAAUUUAAGGUGUUUCUGCAGGUCCAGGGGAGAUUGCCACUGCCAACGACGACGGAUGUUGCUUCUAGGAUGCUUGAUGGGGCAGUGAAGCUACCGAAGCAGUUGCUCAAUGAGAGCUCGGUGGCACCACAGGAGGUGGUCCAGCCAGCCAGAGGUGGAAGGGACUUGUUAAGAUUGUUUAAGGAAUUGAAGCAGUCCGUGACAAAUGACUGGGGAAGUUCGAAGCCUCCAGUUGUCGAGGAGGAUAAGGAGUUCUUGGAAAAGAAAGAAAAGUUGCACGAUUUCGAGCAGCAGCUCAGUGCUGCAUCUCAGCAGGCUGAAUCCUUGGUCAAGGCGCAGCAAGAUAUGGCAGAAACUUUGGGAGAUUUAGGUUUAACAUUAAUCAAGUUGACGAAAUUUGAGAAUGAGGAAGCUGUCUUCAACUGUCAAAGAGUCCGUGCUGCUGAUAUGAAGAAUGUAGCAACUGCUGCUGUUAAAGCAAGCAGGUGCUAUCGAGAACUAAAUGCUCAAACUGUGAAGCAUUUGGAUGUACUUCACGACUAUCUGGGGUUAAUGCUAGCAGUUCAUGGUGCAUUCUCAGAACGCUCAAGUGCUUUACUGACUGAGCAAACUCUAAUGUCGGACUUGUCCUCAUUGCAUUCAAGGGCCGAAAAACUUGAAGCCGCAUCAUCUAAAGUAUUUGGUGGUGACAAAUCGAGGAUUCAGAAGUUAGAGCAGUUAAAAGAAACCAUAAGAACUACAGAAGAUGCUAAAAAUGUUGCAAUUCGAGAAUAUGAGCGCAUUAAGGAAAACAAUAGGAGUGAGCUGGAAAGAUUUGACAGGGAAAGAAAAGCUGACUUCUUGAGUAUGUUGAAAGGAUUUGUAACAAAUCAGGUUGGAUAUGCAGAGAAAAUUUCGCAUGUAUGGGCAAAGGUAGCAGAGGAAACUAGCAGCUAUUCAAAAGAGAGCAGUUGAUGAACUUUCGUGGCAGCAAUUGGAAUCCUUGGGAACAUUUUUCUUUUUAUUUUUUAUUUUUUCUUUUUUGGUCUCACUAGAUUCAUUUUAUAUCCACUUUGUUGAUAUAAUUUACCAUUCUUAAGGUAAUAAAACAUAAAGAGGAACACUUGGGGAAGGUUUUUUCAACAUCUUAUUGCCCAAGUUGUGUCCCUACAGAAUGUUGUGUUCUCACUCUGAACUGAUGAAGUUCAUGUGAAACUGAGGUUUGAUAUUGUAAAUUGAUCUGUUCUUUUGAAUCCUUCAA